GCUUUACAGUGCUGUCGGUAGUUGGUCCUGAUUUGUUCGAAGAAACUGUUCGCGUGUCGAUGGCAAUCAAGGAUGGAUGGCGAUGUUUACUAUUUCGAAGCGGACGAGCUCUUUUGAGAUUGAGACUACGUAAGUACUUUUUACGAAGACGAUAGAUUUUCACAAGUAAUUAGUAUUACAAGAAACAACAUGGCCAAAAUGUUCUCCCUACUUUUCUCUCCUGUCGUUGCAUUUAUCGCGGCUGUGCAGCGAGGACUCGUCACUGCCACCGAAGACUCCAACACCUGUUUAUUCCGUGCCAACCACACUACAUCCUGGAGGAGCACAGAAGAAGCAUCCCUCAACGCGCACGUUGUCCUCUUUGACGACAACUAUCAUCCGAUAUUCAGAGACGUCUUUUUUGGAGGAGAUGGUCAUAACAAGGUAGGUGGGAGAAGGGGAGCAGGAGGUCUUACUAUCUCACCAACGACAGCAAAGGACUUCGUUGAUCGGCUGAUACAAAGGACCCUGCAAGACCGAUCUACUAAUGGAGCAGUUGCUGACCUACUACAGAAAACCAAUAGCACAAAUCAGAGUAGGUUAUCACGACAGCAGCGGAACCAGCGACAGCAUCUGCAAGCCUUUAGGGUGGCGCGUCUUGCGAGGAGAACGAGGGAGAUUGAUCAAGUCAGAUCAAGUGAGAAUCAAAACGAAAGCGGAGAGGAACUACUAAGUGCAAGAAGUGGUAGUUCCUCUCGACUAAAAAAGCAGCAACAAUUGGUCUCCGGAACCUUGCAGAGGUUGCUUGCCUCGAACAGCUAUUCACGGGUGGGGUACGAUGACAAAGUGUUACUCGUUCGUACGUUGCUGGGAGGGAUCACGGGUCUAUUUUCACAGCAGAGAGAAGUACAACACCAGUCGGCUGAUGCUGCUUCGCCGAUAGAACCUGUUAAGAUCGCAGACGGAGAACAGCUUUACUCAACAGGUGCUAGCGCCGAACUUCUUCCACCCGCAAACAAAGAACCACUAGAUCCUACUACAACUAAUUCAGAAAGCCCAACUGCUUCAAGAAAGCGACGUCGUUGGAGUCUCCUACACGUACCUGAUGUGCAUUUGAACAUGCCGUUGACCGACAGGGAUCGACCAUUUAACGUGAGGAUGGACAAUGCCUUUAGAAAUGCGAGGAAUGUUCAUUUGAGAAAAAGGGCUCCAGACGAUGUACUAGGUAUUAACGCGGAUUAUAGUGGAGUACAACAGCAACAGGUGAACAGCGAGCAUCAAGUACAGCCCAAAGUCUCCACUUCCAAUCCUCGAGAGACUUUUGAAGCCCUACUAGACCUCUACGAACGCGAGAAAGCAGAUCUACUACUUCUAGGUGGCGAUUUGUUCAAUUUUCCGCAGGACUCAGCGGUACAGUGGGUCUUAGAGCAAUUGGAAAGGAGACAAGUUCGGUUUCUUUUCACUGCAGGAAACCAUGACUGGAUGACAGAGGGCAAGCCACAAGAACCUAGGGAAUUGCAGAUAAGGACAUCAUGGGAGGGGGUAUUGAAGCCGAUGCUGCACAUGGCAAAUCGGCAAAGUCAUGAACCGUUCCAGAGGCCAGUGGAGCUAGUAGAGCUGGGAGGGUCGGGAGAAGACGCGGAGCUAUUGUUAUGGUUUUUUAGAUUGUGACGCAAUGUGUGGCUCAAGGUACAUCCGCAACGAGGAAGCAGUAACCUAGGCGCUAAGAACCCUGUCUAUAAUGGUGCUCGUGACUAACUGGGAGCUGUGUUCUAGAAAAACAAGAAUAAAAGGAGAGCUUGAACAAAACGAACAUCAACAAGCUUGACCCGAUCAUGAUCAUCAGAGUAAGUCUAACGUGAAAAUAUCUUGAACCUUAAGAAGGAAAUGCAAGAAACUGGUCUUCUCUAAUUUCCGUGAUCACCCUAGAAGGAAACCCAAGAAACUGGUCUUCUCUAAUUUCUGUGAUCACCCUGGACAACUCGGACUUGCAGGUACAGCCUUCCCAGCGCAGUUUCGUUCUCCAUCAUUUGGAGCGCAAUAUUCCCACUGUCCUCGUGAUGCACUAUGGCAUACACUUGCAGUCACAUCAAUCUUCCAAGUUCGUUUUGUGCGGCGAUCGACGCUACGGCUGGGACGCAGAUACGGGUUGGCAGGUAGAAAAACGUGAACGAUGGCCGCGUAGUGGCAAUUUGGCAAGUACUGAAGCUUUCGUCAGAGACUUGCUGAAUCAAUAUGCUAGUCCGAGAGGAUCAUUAGUUGCAAUUCUGUCAGGACACGAACACAUACAUCGCGUAGAUUCGUUGUCGCAGCAUGCGAAACAGUAUGUAAGUCUACCUGGUUAUGAAGGUGGAUAUCGGAAAGUAGUGGUGGAAGAUUUGAGGAGCUAUUGAUAUGAAAGGCUAUGUCAUGUGGAUGAAGUAGUACUCUAAGGACAAGGGCGUGCUCGCGCGGCGGAUCGUUUAUUGAAAUAAGAGUGGUAGUAGUGUCUG
Molecule: messenger RNA, 2471 nt
Organism: Amoebophrya sp. A25
Lineage: Eukaryota; Dinophyceae; Syndiniales; Amoebophryaceae
Source: the annotation of a GenBank genome assembly